Messenger RNA from Fundulus heteroclitus (mummichog), 1865 nucleotides. Its product is annotated as N-acetyltransferase 14 (GCN5-related, putative). Lineage: Eukaryota; Metazoa; Chordata; Actinopteri; Cyprinodontiformes; Fundulidae. The transcript has 4 exons. The coding region runs from base 250 to 1080 and encodes 276 amino acids. The record is from RefSeq and is a predicted model, not a curated record. Gene Ontology annotation, molecular function: N-acetyltransferase activity.
ACGGGGCUGCUGUAUUCAGACGCGUGCGCUCUUUUCGUAAGCUGCCGAUGCAUUGUGGUCAUUCAAAGAGAUCCACUCGGACUGUUGACAAACAGAAGCGCGCACAAGUUGUUCAUUUACGGCGUGUGAGCUGGAUUUGAGGCGCACCGCGCAGAAGGCCGGCUCUUUACACGUUGUGGAUGUUCACAACAACACCCCUGGUAGAAACAGUGGUGCCACCGGCCCACUGUCAAAGCACAGACACUAAUCAUGGUGAGGCUGGAGCUGGAGCAGGUGGUGAUGAGGAGAAUGAAAGAGGACGACAUUGAAGUAGUCAAAGCCCUUGUUAAGGAAGGAUGCGAGGGCACAGAGAACCGUCUCAUCUUGCACAUCCUCACUCGACCGCUCUGCCUUUUUAUCCUGGCUGUUUUCUCCUCGAUCCUGCGCUGCCUCGUCCACUCCUUCAUCUUGGCUCUAGCUAUCCCCGUGUUCCUGCUGAUCGUUUUUCUCAAGAUCACCAUGCCGCGGUCGACGGGGGUCCUGGGCAGCAGCCGCCCCUCCUGGGACUACGUGGGCAGCAGCUACAGAGGCCAACAGGAUGAGAUCCUGCAGAAUCCCUACUGCAGGAUCAGCGGGAAAACACCAGGCGCAAAAAAGCAAAGGCGCCGAAUUGGAGCUAAAGACAAAGAGAAAGAGGCAUCGUCAGAAAAGAUCACCGCAGAGCGAGAGCAAGCUGCAGGCCAGGUGUGGGUGGCAGACUGCGAAGGGGAGAUCGUGGGCUGCAUCUUCCGUGAGAGCGAGACGCGGCCGGGCGUGAGGAGAAUCUGCAGGCUUGUGACGGGCUGCUGGUACCGCAGAGAGGGCUUGGGUCGUCUGCUGGUCCAGAGUCUGGAGCUGAAGGAGAGGGAGACCGGCGCACAGAGAGUGUUCGCGCACGUCCCCUACCCGUCCAAAGUAGGGGAAGCCUUCUUCAGAAAAGUGGGCUAUCGGCAGCUGGGGGAGCUGACUGACGAAGAAGACGACGAUGAGAUAUUUAAAGAGACUCCAGAGAGAGGUUUUAUGGGUUACCCUCUCACCAAGGUGUUUUACAAAGAUUUGUGAUUGAUGGUGGAGUAAAAGUAAUCAAGAAGGGCAAACGUUUGACCCUUGCUGAGCGUGAUCGCUUCACGUGCUUACUUGUCAACGCUCGAAAGAUGCAUUAUUUAUAAAAGCAAUGGAUUGCCGUUUACGAUGCUAUUGUUGAAGUUAAACGGCUUCUCCGUUUUGUUAAAACAAAUGGUUUCUCUUUAUUUAUCCAUGCAAAACAGACAUUACAAAGCCUAAAAAGGUGUUGUACUCUACACAUGUUUGAUCAAGUAAAAUCAUUUCUGUUUUAUAAAGUUGCAUCCGCAUCUCUUUUGUCAAAUAUUUAAAGACAGCAACAUAGUGCAUUUGAGCGACUGAAGCCGUGCGCCCGGCUCUGAAAACGGUACAGAUGUGUAGGUGUUUGUACAGUUACCGUAGAGGAAGUAUGUGUGGUUGGCGGUGAAUGUGCAGAAUUUAUCUGCUUUGAUCUGUCUCGGCUCACCUUCACAUUGUGACUCUGCAGAAACAGCAGCUGCUCUCUUUUGUUUCGUUCAUCCUUGCAGUUUUGACAAUCUUUCCGAGAUUGAUCAGCAGGUUUUUAAAUAUUUAUUAAUGUUAAUGGCAUUCAAGGUUUACUUUCUGGGAUUUGUGUUCAUGGUAAAAUCGGUGCAGUCUCAGUUCUUUGUCCCUAUUACCGAAGCUGUUUUGUUGCAUCAUUUGUAACCCCUGAAUGCAAUAAUUGUUCACUACUUUACAAAAGUAUUCACAUCCCUUGAACCUUUCCACAUUUUGUCACAUUAAAAGCACAAUGUUCAAUAUAU